CGCCGCCAUUGCUGCCAAAUUACGAUCAUCUUUUAGCAGCUGUGUGCGGUUAAUUUGAAACAUUUAACGAUUUUUUGGUUCGUAACGUGAAGCUUUUACCGCUAGCAGAGCGCCCAGACUACAUGGACGCAACAGUUAGCAAGCUUGCUACGACAGAAACAACGUUAACAGAGACAAAAAAAAUAGCUAACUAGCUGCGUUUGUCAAGUAAGCUAGCAGAGGUGGUCGCUGCGACGAAAUUGGGCUUUUUUUUUCCCUCCUGCCGCUAACAAUUUCUCACCAGGCGGUUAUUUUUUAGACGCUUGAAAAUGUCGCUACACGGUAAACGUAAAGAAAUCUACAAGUACGAGGCGCCAUGGACAGUUUACGCCAUGAACUGGAGUGUCCGACCGGACAAACGGUUCCGCCUGGCGCUCGGUAGCUUUGUGGAGGAGUACAAUAACAAGGUUCAGAUAGUUGGUCUGGAGGAGGAGAACUCAGAGUUUGUGUGUCGAAACACGUUCGACCAUCCCUACCCCACCACCAAGGUCAUGUGGAUCCCUGACAGCAAAGGAGCGUACCCUGACCUGCUGGCCACCAGCGGAGACUACCUGAGAAUCUGGAGGGUGGGCGAGACGGAGACCCGACUGGAGUGCCUGCUCAACAACAACAAGAACUCUGACUUCUGUGCACCACUCACAUCCUUCGACUGGAACGAGGUGGACCCAAACUUGUUAGGUACUUCCAGUAUUGACACAACCUGUACCAUCUGGGGGCUGGAGACUGGACAAGUGCUGGGCAGGGUCAACUUAGUUUCGGGUCAUGUCAAAACGCAGCUCAUUGCCCAUGACAAAGAGGUGUAUGACAUCUCUUUUAGCAGAGCGGGUGGUGGCAGGGAUAUGUUUGCCUCAGUGGGAGCGGACGGCUCGGUCCGCAUGUUUGACCUCCGUCAUCUCGAACACAGCACUAUCAUCUAUGAAGACCCUCAGCACCACCCACUGCUCCGGCUCUGCUGGAACAAGCAGGACCCCAACUACCUGGUCACCAUGGCGAUGGACAGCAUGGAGGUGGUGAUCUUAGAUGUGCGUGUGCCUUGUACUCCGGUAGCCAGACUGAACAACCACAGGGCCUGUGUGAAUGGAAUCGCCUGGGCGCCACACUCCUCCUGCCACAUCUGCACAGCAGCGGAGGACCACCAGGCUCUAAUCUGGGACAUCCAGCAGAUGCCGCGGGCCAUCGAGGACCCUAUACUGGCCUACACAGCUGAGGGAGAGAUCAAUAACGUCCAGUGGGCCACCACUCAGCCCGACUGGAUCGCUAUCUGCUACAACAACUGCCUGGAAAUCCUCCGAGUGUGAGCUACUGCCACGAAGAAAAAAGGCAACUUGAAACCAUUCUCAGUUGGAUUUACAAGCUGUUUAUGAAGGACAGAGCAAUAUUCAGUUCACGUUCGUAUUUGGUUCAUGUCAAUAACAGAUUAUGUGUGUAACACUUUUUUUCCAACCGAGUUAGAACUUUAGUAAGUCAGCGCUUGACUUUGUGAAAAAAACAAAAAAAACAAGACGUCCUUUAUCGGAAAACUCAAAGGACCGCCAAAACAAAAAUGGCAAACUUUUGUCAUGUGAAGACAUGAACAAAGAUUCAGUAGCCUUAAAGCUUUCAGCAUGUUGUCUCACAGACAAAAAGGCCAGUCAGUUUCAUGUUUUUAUAUGGUGCGUUGUAUAUAGAGUUUGACCCUUUGCAACAUCCUCAACCAUUUAUAUUUUUAUGAUGCAGCAAAAAUGUAGUUUAGCCACAUUUAAAAGUGAAUUGAAUGCGGUUUUUAGUGUUCAUAUAUUCAACAGUUUUUUAACCUAUAAACAUGUAUUUUAUUCAACUUAAUAUCAUUUGUGAUAUGACAAACAUCUCUGUUCCGAUACAUUAUUAAUUAUAUGUGCAAAUAUUUACUAGUAUUAACCACUGACCAUAAUACAGAUUUGUUUUUGGAAUUUGUGCACCAAUUAUUUUAUUCGUACGAUUAUACAUAAAUCAACAGUCCCUCACAGACCAUUAUACAGAAGUUUUAUAUUUAGAUGACAACUAUUUCACAGUGAGGUGACGCAUCAACAAAUUGAUAAGAAUCUACAGUACAGAUUUACAGUUAGAUCUGAUAGGUUGAAAAGGUGUAUUAUAACAGUUACUGUAUAAUACUGAGCAAACACUGCCUGAAGUACAUCAACCAAGACCUCUAAAUUAGAGAGAAACUUACAUUUUUGUCUAUCUGCUUAGAAAACUGAUAUUGUAUCUUGAAUGCCUAAGUCCUGUUGUGAUAUUGAGUUCUGUUGUGAUGUUGGGACAGGGGUGGGGCACGAAGACGUGAAGUGAACAGGAGUUAUUUCUUACUUGUAGGUGUUUCAGUACGGGGUCAUGAUGUGUGAUUGUUUGCUUAACAUAAAAUCGGAAAACUA
This is a messenger RNA of Plectropomus leopardus (leopard coralgrouper), 2426 nucleotides long. Its product is annotated as DDB1- and CUL4-associated factor 7-like. Gene Ontology annotation, molecular function: protein binding. NCBI's taxonomy places the organism in Eukaryota, Metazoa, Chordata, Actinopteri, Perciformes, Serranidae. The record is from RefSeq and is a predicted model, not a curated record.